Heteronotia binoei (common prickly gecko) is the source of this 1250-nucleotide messenger RNA. It is a transcript of the gene GATC, whose product is annotated as glutamyl-tRNA amidotransferase subunit C. Gene Ontology annotation, cellular component: glutamyl-tRNA(Gln) amidotransferase complex; mitochondrion. The transcript has 4 exons. The record is from RefSeq and is a predicted model, not a curated record. Bases 70 to 540 code for a protein of 156 amino acids. Gene Ontology annotation, molecular function: glutaminyl-tRNA synthase (glutamine-hydrolyzing) activity. Gene Ontology annotation, biological process: mitochondrial translation; glutaminyl-tRNAGln biosynthesis via transamidation; regulation of translational fidelity. Lineage: Eukaryota; Metazoa; Chordata; Lepidosauria; Squamata; Gekkonidae.
GCCCGGGACCAGGAAGUGGAGGUGACACAUUUUGGAGGAGCCGACCGGGAGACCGGAUGGAGGAGUGCAAUGUGGGUGGUCCGGGUCAGUCGUUUGGCCCGCGCGGCUUUCUGUUCUCGGAGCGGCAACCCUGUAGGGCUCUCUUCUGUUCCGUCACCUCAGGAAGAUGAACGCGGCAGGAAAAAGGUAACUUUGGAGCUGCUGGAUCAUCUGGAGCAUCUUGCACUUGUUGAUUUUCGCAAUCAGGAGGGUGUGGAGCGUUUGGAGAAAGCAAUAGAAUUUGCUGAUCAACUUCAUUCUGUUAACACAGAUGGUGUAGAGCCAAUGGAUUCAGUACUGGAGGACAGGUGUUUGUAUCUCAGGGAAGAUAAUGUUACAGAAGGCAACUUUGCAGAUGAGCUACUGAAGAAUGCUAAUCGGACUGUGGAAGAGUAUUUUGUAGCUCCACCAGGUAACAUCCCAUUACCAAAGUUAGAAGACAGACACACUUUCCUGCAGGAAAAAAAGCCCUCGGCAGACAUGCUACCGCUGACUUUUUAGACUCAAUAGUCCAUGCAGUUGCAUCCAGGAUUAAAUAUUCCAAGCCUCUUGCACAACCUUCUGUGAAAGGAUGAUGGACUGCCUUGCUUGAGGACUAUUAACACUUGCAACAAAAUUUUGAACAUCCCGUGUAUACUUACAGCCCCCAAUUGAGGUAGUUACGCAGCAUCCACUUAAAACAAGCUUGUAAUUUCCAUUAGAGUGAGCGUGUACCUAACUCUAUGUUGAAUUGGGGUAAAAAACAUUUUUAAAACCCUCACCCACAAAAAAAAAGCAUUAAUCAGGAAGGGAGUUGGUACAAAAAAAGGGGGGAUCACAUUUGAGGUGACCUGCACACAAACCUUUGAAAAAACAAUUGUGAACACACUAGCCAAUAUUCACUAUUAUGUUUUCUGCCAAGUAGAUGGAAAGAAAUGAGAGAAGCUGCAGCCUUCAAUGUACACAAGGAUGGAGUGAGAGGUAGAGUGUAUUUUAAAAAGAGAAAGUUGCCUCACUGAUAUCCAGCACUGUCAGACAACACCAGAAGAGAGGAGUAAAAAAAACAGAUACACAAUACUCCCCCCCAACCAAAACAUAAAUUGGAGCAGUUUACAGGGUUUUUUAAGUAAAAAGCUAUACAUAUAGUCCUCAGUGGUGUCAGUGUUGGUCCACAGAUGUUUUAUAUGAGGUAUAAAUGUUUCAUUUUAAAAUAUACAGUAUUUUACAAAGAG